Laetiporus sulphureus 93-53 is the source of this 1280-nucleotide messenger RNA. RefSeq lists its product as uncharacterized. The record is from RefSeq and is a predicted model, not a curated record. The transcript is spliced from 7 exons. The coding region runs from base 82 to 1149 and encodes 355 amino acids. Gene Ontology annotation, molecular function: glutathione transferase activity. Lineage: Eukaryota; Fungi; Basidiomycota; Agaricomycetes; Polyporales; Laetiporaceae.
GCCUGCCUAUAAAUCUUGCGACCGACUGCUCAACCACCUCCAUCACAUCCCGGCUCUUCUUGAACACACGACGUCCUCAACAUGUCUGCUGGUGUGCCAAAAGCUGCACUCUACUACUUCCCCACGGCGAUCUGGCCGUCUGCUCCACUUAUGGCAUUGGAGGAAAAGGGAUACGGUCCUGAUGAGGUCGAUUUAAAGCUGGUAGAUCUAGCCAAAGGAGAGAAUUUUACCCCACAAUAUCUACGUCUGAAUCCUCACGGAACGGUACCUACGCUUGUUGUGCCUCUUCACAACACGCUCUCCCCCGAGAUCGAGAGUAGAUAUAAGGCUCUCCAAGAUACGAAGUCCAUCGUCGAGUUCAUCGACAAAUCGCGUUCCACCCAGUCUCGCACGCACACUACCUCCAGCGCGCCCUCCCCCUCGCUCAGUCCUGCGACCAUUGCCUUCAGUGCUAUCUCUGAUAAGGUCAUCACGCUACUUCACUCCGAACCUGCGGACCCCAACGCGCUCCUCUACCUCAGUGCCCGUGACGAGGCGUCCCUGCGUGCUCUCGCGAAAGCACGCGUUCCUAUGUUAUCCGCUCGACGCAACACGCUCGCUCAACUGCUCGAGGACAGUGCGGCUGACAGGAUUCAUGUGUCUGAGAAGACGCGUGCAUUCUGGACAAUGAAGAAAACAGCCACCGAGAACUUUCUCGACGUGUUUAAGGACGCGGAGAAGCCUUCCAGCGCGCUGGACGACGUUGAGAGGCAGAAGCGCGAGGCGUACCUCAAGGACGCGAAGUUGACAUGGGCUGGGCUCAAGGAGGUGCUCCCGCAGCUCAAUCAGGAGCUCAUCGGGCCGUAUGUUCUUGGCGAUCAGCUAUCCGUCGCCGACCUGCACCUUGCUGCAUGGCUUGCUCGGAUCGUCAUGCUCUCGGGAGGCACGAUUGAAGAGGAUGGCAACACAGUCGUUGGCAAGCUCGAGGCACACGUUGGCCCGGGCUUCACGUUGCCCAAGGGCAUCUCCAUUACGGAGGCUCGCCGCCGUGCUGGGCUGCCGCUGCCGGAGACGGAAACGGAUGAACGGCAAAGUCGCCUCGCAGCGUUCUGGGACGCGAUGAAGGAGAGGCCGAGCUUCCAGAAGAUCUAUGCGGAUGGUUUGCACUGAAUAUUGGAUUGCUCGCCGCUGAGUAUAUCAGUUGGUGAUUGCAGAAUGUGUGAAUUGCAAGAAGAUAUGGAAUAGGAAUGUACUUUAGUACUCAGGUUGCUACAAUAUAUCCAACCUAGUCUUCUUCCGGA